Tilletiaria anomala UBC 951 is the source of this 1072-nucleotide messenger RNA. RefSeq lists its product as uncharacterized. NCBI's taxonomy places the organism in Eukaryota, Fungi, Basidiomycota, Exobasidiomycetes, Georgefischeriales, Tilletiariaceae. Bases 202 to 831 code for a protein of 209 amino acids. The transcript is spliced from 2 exons. The record is from RefSeq and is a predicted model, not a curated record.
GCAACGUGACUGGUCCGCGUGUGUCACCAGCACAUCUCCCAGUAUGCCGUCUCAAAGAGGUUAUCAGUCCGGAGGGACGUACUUGAUAGCUGCGUCUCAACGAGAUAUAAGAAGCUUGCUCUUUCGUUGGCCGCCAACACUGGCCUUUCGUCAGCUUCACUGCCCCGUAUACGUGACACACCCCAUCUGACCCUGGUCAACAUGCUCUUUGCUCUUCAAAGCGUUGCCCAGGCCGCUCGCCCGCUGCCGCCCAACUGGAACCCCACUGACAUAUCCGACUACGAGGCGCUCAUAGAACAACCGCAGUUGCAACCUUCAAGGUCUACGCGGCCGCAUGAGAAUGCACGAGCUUGUUUUUUUCACAGUCCACGGUUGAUUAUUGAAGACUUGCCAGCUUACCAAGCGCAGCCAUGGUAUCCGGGUCAACUCUACGCGGAUUCGCGUCCUUCGCCGCAACAACCUCCGCGAGGCGGAAGCAGCAAUGCAGGCUCACCAAGAAUUAUGGACAGGCAAAUGGGGCUUGUAUUGGCGCCUCCAGACUAUCGACGUGCUCAGCAAGCAUGGAUUGAGGAGUACAGUAACAAGCUUUCGAACAAACCAUCCAAAAUCUCGAAUUUCUUCUUGGGCCGCGUGAAGGCGCAAGAUAGACAAACCAGAAAGAACGCCCAAGCGGCAGACGCGGUGCAGCGCGCCCACGAUGCUUGGCUGCGCAUCGGCGUCGACACAAGACAGAUUGAGCAGCAGGGAGGCAAAUUGCCGCCUUUCUUCCUCAAUGUGCCACAGAAAAAUUGCGAAGAAUGGCACGAUGAGGUCGUAAGGCUUAUCGGUUGAUGGACGUGCUCGCUUGGGCUUAACGAUUGGAGGCCUGCUGCUGCCUUGAAGCAACCGCCUAUGAUGUCCUUGUUUGAAACCUUUCUUGGCACGUCUUGUGACACCCAUCAAACUGCUUUGACUCGUGUCGGAAUACCCAGCCCAGAAUGUAUUCGUUCGAAUCAUCCUCUUGCACUCAUUCAUUGGGUCAAAUGCCAGAGCUGACAGGGCCACGUCGAGGACCGAUUGGUCACCAAAUCUC